Messenger RNA from Elaeis guineensis (African oil palm), 4875 nucleotides. Lineage: Eukaryota; Viridiplantae; Streptophyta; Magnoliopsida; Arecales; Arecaceae. The record is from RefSeq and is a predicted model, not a curated record.
CACGGCUCGUCCUCGACCUCGUCCUCCUCCUCCGCCCCAGUUUAGGAAACGACGACUUGACUCACGCGUCCACACCAACAGUGGAUGGAAAGUUAAAACGAGAAACCCACCCCCUCUCCUCUUUCCUGUUAUUUUCCUCCAACCCCACCUCCCUCCUAUUUAUACUCCGCCGCAGCCACCUCACCGCAAAUCACCCCCGCGAUUCUUCUCUCCACGUUCCUGCCCCCGUUUUUACGCCCCUAUUUCUCGUUCCCCCUUGUGUCUUUCUUCGAUUCUUGAAUCUUGAGGGCCGACGAGAAUCCCCUUCGAUCGGUGCAGCCGCGCGGCGGACGAAUUAGGUCUGGGAGCAGGGGGUCGGGCGAUGGACGGAGGAGUCUAGGGUUUCGACUUCCCAUGAUCUUGUGCGACGCGGAUGGGGGACGCGAUAGAGAAGCCGACGGACACAGCCUUCUUGGAUUCCGAUGCGAUGAACGGCAGUUCCAACCAUAAUUUCUCCUUCACCAUCGACGAGCUGUUUGAGAUCCUCGAUGAGGACCCUGGCCCAUCACAGGGCUUCGACGAGAACCCUGGCACCUCGAAGGGUCCUUCCUCGGAUACUCUAAAAGAUUUGGGUCAGGAGAAACCGUCUCCUGGUCCGCUCAAUCCUCAGAAGGCCUUUUGGACUCAAGCAGGAUUUUCAGAACCUACAGCGGUUCUGGAAUACUUCAGUGGAGAACUGGGAUCAGCUAAGUGGGAUACAUCAGAUAGUAUGGACGCAUCGGAUUGUAAGCAAGAAACUGGCUCUGAGUUACUUUCUAAGCCUGAAGGAAGCUUUAACAACUUAAGUUCGAGCUAUCCACUGUCUGUGAAUCAUGAGAUCCAUCAUGCAAUACAGCUUCCUGACUCUGCCUUGAUGAAUUACCAUGGUUUUCCUUCAAAUCAUCCACCUAACUGGUUGAGUCUUUCAACCUUAGACUAUAACCCAAGUUCGAUGGAUUUAGUUGAGAACUCUUUUGGCAGUUUGAUGACAGAGAACUUUGACCACCAGCAGUUGCAGAACAAUUUACCAAAUUGCAACGCCCCUCUUGAUAAUGCUGAAGGAGAGGGCCUACCUUACUCACCAUAUGCAGGCUUUGGCCAUGAUUUCUGCUCAGACAAUGACCAAGAGAAGGACUUUGAGCAAAUGAGAGAUUCAUCAAAUACAAAUUUGAUGGAAAAGCCUGGUUUAAGUGACGGAAUGCAUAGUAAUGUAAAUGCAAUUGCUGUACCAGAUUCUUCAGUGCAGGAAGGAAAUCUCUGUCCAUCACUCUCUAUCUAUUCAUCUAUGAGUUCUGAUGCAGCUUUACCUGAUAUAUUAAUUGAUGAGUUGUACGCUAGUCAAACAACUGGUAUCACAGACACUGGUAGAGGGAGUUGUGCAACAUUAUGUAGAGAGUAUGCUACUGGUGACACUAACUAUGACUUUAGUCAGUUCUUGCCAGGUCUAUUUUCUCAGCCGUUUUUCCCACAAGAAAAGGAAACAGUGGGAUAUAUGAAGGAUAACAGAGAAGAUCAACUGUUUUCAUCUCAGAAUUCAUGUAGAACUAAUGAGCUGAUGUUAGAACCGUCUAUCAUAGCAUUGGAUGCAAAUUUGCCAGAAACACUAUUUGCAGAGCAGAAUCAUUACGAGGAUGUGAAUUUCAGGAGUGAAUCUAGCACAGAUUCUUCUCCCCUACCUUCUAGCAGAAACUCAACCUCUGAUAAUGUUGAUAGAUAUGCAGUUGAUACAUCAAAACAAUGGGUGCCUGAUUCUAACAUAAAUUUUCCCAGUAAAAGGCAAGCAACUUUCCCAAAGAAUGAAACUGAAUAUCAGAUGCCAGAAUUUCGUCACAAACAGCAGGGUAUUCCCAAAGCAAGUUAUAAUGGUGUCCAAAAGAAUCUCUCAAGAAGCAGCAUAAGCAUGGAUGAUGAUGCUGAUAUAUGUGUUCUUGAUGAUAUCAGUGAUCCUGCCUGUCCCCCUCCACCAGCAGUGCGCAUAAAUCCUCAUUCACUGUUACAACAAUCUGGAUUUGCUGGCCCUUAUCACCCUGGUUCAGGAGGGAUGAGACUUAAGGCAGAUGAUGAGAGAUUAACUUUUCGAAUUGCAUUACAGGAUCUUGAUCCACCAAAAUUUGAAGCUAGCCCACCUGAAGGAGUUUUAGCUGUUCCUCUAUUAAGACACCAGCGAAUAGCUUUGUCAUGGAUGGUGCAAAAGGAGACUGCUAGUCCACAUUGCUCUGGAGGGAUUCUUGCAGAUGACCAGGGAUUAGGUAAAACAAUAUCUACUAUAGCUCUGAUCCUGACGGAAAGAUCUCCAUCAUCAAGAUGUUGUCCCGGAACAGAUAAACAAACAGAAUUUGAAACUUUGAAUCUGGAUGAUGACACUGAUGAUGAUGAUGGACUUAUCAAACAGCCUUGCAAUUCAAGUUCUGUGGUAGUCAAUAAGCCAGUGAAAAGAGAGAACUCUGUGAUGGCAUUGAAAAGCAGGCCAGCAGCUGGAACUUUGGUUGUUUGCCCUACAAGUGUUCUUCGACAAUGGGCUGAAGAAUUACAAAACAAAGUCACUAGCAUAGCUGAUUUAUCAUUUCUGGUAUAUCAUGGGAGUAAUCGAACAAAAGAUCCCAAUGAGCUCACCAAGUAUGAUGUUGUUCUCACAACAUAUGCUAUUGUAAGCAUGGAGGUCCCAAAGCAGCCACUUGUUGAUAAAGAUGAUGAGGAGAAAGGAAAGCCUGAUGCAUCAGCUGCGCCUACAGGGCUUAUAACCAAUAAGAAGAGGAAAAGUAAUAGUUCUAAUGCAAAGAAUCUGAAGGAUGGUAACACAACGGAUGGUCCAUUGGUUGAAUCUGCUGCUAGACCUCUUGCAAGAGUUGGGUGGUUCAGAGUUAUACUCGAUGAAGCUCAAAGCAUCAAGAACCACAGAACUCAAGUUUCCAGGGCAUGUUGUGGUCUGCGAGCCAAAAGAAGAUGGUGCUUGUCUGGGACGCCCAUCCAGAACGCAGUUGAUGACCUUUAUAGCUAUUUUAGAUUUCUCAGAUUUGAUCCAUAUGCUUCUUAUAAGUCAUUCUGCUCUAAAAUAAAGAUGCCAAUUAAUAGGAAUCCAACUAGUGGGUACCAAAAGCUUCAAACUGUUCUGAAGGCAAUAAUGCUACGCCGCACAAAAGGUGCUCUAAUUGAUGGAAAACCAAUUAUUACCUUGCCUCCAAAGACGGUCACUUUAAAAAAGGUGGACUUCUCAAUGGAGGAACGAGCCUUUUAUUCUGCUCUAGAAGCUGAAUCUCGAGAACAAUUCAAGGUUUAUGCAGAAGCUGGGACUGUCAAACAAAAUUAUGUCAACAUUUUAUUUAUGCUUUUGCGGCUUCGGCAGGCUUGUGAUCAUCCUCUUUUGGUAAAAGGAUAUGAUUCAAAUUCCGUCUGGAGGUCUUCUAUGGAGAUGGCAAAAAAACUUUCCAGAGAGAAAGUAGAAGGUCUUUUGAAAUGUUUAGAAGCUUGUUUGACAAUCUGUACGAUCUGCAAUGAUCCACCUGAAGAGGCUGUUGUUACUAUCUGUGGGCAUGUUUUCUGCAAGCAGUGCAUCUGUGAGCAUCUUACUGGGGAUGAUAACAUCUGUCCCUCUGCCCACUGUACAGUCCGACUUAAUGUUGCUUCAGUAUUUUCAAAAGGGACUUUAAGAAGCUCUCUAUCUGACCAACCCGCUGAUUCAUGUUGCUCUGGUGAUUCUGGUCCUGAAUUGGUAGAUGCAACUGAGCUGUGUGGGAAUAGUUCAUCUUCUGAUUCUUCUAAAAUAAAAGCUGCUCUUGAGAUUUUGCAAUCACUGCCUAGAUCCGAGUACUCCCCAAAUAAUAAUUUCAACAAUUCUAGUCAUGUAGCCACUGGUUCUGUACAAAACACAGAUCAUACUAUUAAAAUGAGUCCUCCAAGUGGUACAAAUGAUAGAAAACAUUCUAACUCAAUUGAAGGUUCACAUGAUCAAGUAACAGAAAAAGCCAUUGUCUUUUCCCAGUGGACUAGGAUGCUGGAUUUGUUGGAAGCUCCACUAAAAGAUUCUCGUAUACAGUACAGGAGACUUGAUGGGACCAUGUCUGUUGCUGCUAGGGAGAAAGCUGUGAGAGAUUUUAACACUAUUCCAGAGGUAACUGUGAUGAUUAUGUCUUUGAAAGCUGCAAGUCUUGGACUGAAUAUGGUGGCAGCCUGCCAUGUACUACUACUAGAUCUGUGGUGGAAUCCUACAACCGAAGACCAGGCAAUUGAUAGAGCACAUAGAAUUGGCCAGACACGUCCUGUCACUGUAUCUCGCUUAACAGUGAAAGGCACCGUUGAGGAUCGCAUCUUAGCUCUCCAGGUGUUUUAUCUCCUCACUAAGCUAUCAAACCAUGUGGGGAGAGUGGACAAGAUUAACACUCCGACUGAGGCAUCCGAGGUAGAAGCCGAGCAUCUUAAGGAGGUGCUGACCAAGGCAGGCAUCGAUCUUGCUCACAAAGAGAAGGAGCUGCAAGAGGCCGAAUCUCAAACUGUCGAGGUGGAGAAGGGGGCAGGGGCCUCCACCGAAGCUUUGAGGAAAGCGAAAGCUGAACUGAUCUUCGAAAGGGAGAGGUGACAGGAGAUGGCCUCGAAAGCCAUCGAGGUCGAAAAGAGGGCUCACAAGCGGAUUGCUGAGGCUGACUGUCUUGCAGUGGAGGCAUUCAAAAUUUUUGAGAAAUUUGAAGAUAUGAAAGUUGCAUUUGGUCAAGAUGCCUUCAAUACUAGCUUAGGGAGUGGAUUUGAGGAUUGCCACUGUCUAGUCACUGCUCGACUCCCUGCGAUGGACCUUUCUUUCCUAAAUGAGGAUGAAGAAGAGCUGCAGGGGAGCCUCUCCUUUUUGAACCCACAGCUGCCAAAGGA